Molecule: messenger RNA, 1468 nt
Organism: Prosopis cineraria
Lineage: Eukaryota; Viridiplantae; Streptophyta; Magnoliopsida; Fabales; Fabaceae
Exons: 1
Coding region: 439-1227 (262 amino acids)
Source: RefSeq, a predicted model, not a curated record
CUCGCAUGUCGCUUCAUUCCAAUAUAGCCCAACAAAUCAUCAACCCCCAGAAGUCUCCUUCAGAAAAAAACAGGUCACGUUGCUUAAUUCCCCAAAAGUCUCCAUUGAUUUUUUCUCAUUCCCCAGAAAACGCAUCUCUCCUCUUUCUCUCUGCCUGGACCACUGAUUCAUUUCAUCUCUCCCAUCUUGUUCUCCAUUUUCAACUGUGUCAGAACUCCGGCAUCGCAUCCCUCUCACGAGUCACGGCUAAGCCCUCCUUCAUUUAUUUUAUUCUAAUUCUGACCUCUUCUCUCUGUUUCUUUACUUUCGGUCCCUGUUUUAGAUUUCAAUGCUAUAUUAAAUACUACUUUCUGGUUUCUACUUCACUUACCUUUGCCCCUAUUUCAUUUACAUUCUUCUUCUUCUUCUUCUUCUUAAUUGUAGCAUUUCUUUUCUCUAAUGGCUAUUGAAUUUUUCUCUGGAAAUUGUGGAGAUCCCAUGAGUCCGAGAAUCUCAUUCUCUUAUGACUUUUGCCAUUCGAAUGCGAUCCCUGUUGAGCAACACCUUUCUCGAUCGAAUUCCUCCGGUUUGAACAAUCCGUCGUUUGAUUUUGAUUUCUGUGUUCGUGAAACCUUUGACCAGGAAUCAUCUUCAGCCGAUGAGCUUUUCUCAGAUGGGAGACUCCUUCCCUCCGAAAUCAAGAAGAAGAAGAAGACGAAGAAGGAUUUUCCCCUGAAACAAACCGAUCAUCAGUUUCCUAAAUCUCUGCCCGCGCAAACUGUUCGAGAAAAUGCCUUAGCCACCAAAGUAUCAAACCCAGAGAGACUCAAAGAAGAAGCAGAUGGUGAAAAGCAAGGCCACAAUCACAAGUCCUUUUGGCGAUUCAAGAGAAGCAAGAGCUAUGGAACUGGGUAUGGAAGAAGCUUAUGCCCUUUGCCACUUUUGUCUCGCAGCUAUUCAACUGGUUCAACCUCGCCUUCUACCUCAAGCGUUAAGAAGAACAUGUCUGUGUCAAAAGAAGGUAAAAGUAAUAAUAAUAAUGCCCAGAAAUUGCAUGCGUCAUCAGCAAGGUCUUCAUCCUCUUCGUCAGGUCACAACAGUUAUCUUAAGCCUCCACUGAAGAAAUCUCAGACUGCAUCUUAUGGUAAUAAUGGUGUCCCUGUGAUUCUUAAUGUUCCAUCUGCAAAUCUAUUUGGAUUUGCUUCAAUCUUCUCCUCCAGAAGUAAAGAUAAGACGAAGAGGAAGUGAUUCUUCGUUAUUCCAAGCAUUUUGACUCUGAUCCUUAAUUAGAAAGAUUAGUGAACUGUCAAUAUGGUCCUCCACAGGCAUUUCUUGUAAAGAAAGGAAAAUUUUCAUUUCUGGUUGAUGUACUACCAUGUGAUAAUGAGGUGAGGUAUGGGUAAAAGUUGUGUGAUCAAGGACAAAGUCAAACAAAAUGAUGUUUCACGGUUGUGAAGAGGAUUUAUUAUUCUAUGGUUGUCUCUUGUUU